AAAAACAUGUUUGGUGGGUUCAUAACCUUUCUCUUCUUGAGAAAAGAAAUCUAAUGGGAGAUUGGCAGAUUGCUACUAAGAAGAUCCUUACAAAGAAAAGACAGUGUAAAUUGAAAGUACAAAGAGCGUUCAGCUUGGACUGCAGUCUGCAGCACAAAACAGAAACCAGCUAUGACAACCACCAGCUUUGAAGAAAAAUCUGAAAUAAUUUUGUUUCAGCAACCAGAACCACGAAUGAGCUACAUGUCAAGAAAAAUUAUAAGCAAUAACGGCCAUCAGAACUUUGAAUUGCUCAAACCUAGUCCAGUCAGUUUGCCGUGCUGAAGAAACAAACAUCAAGGUAGACCACUGAGCUUCAUGACUCGAUUUUCGAGAGCAUUAAAAGCACCUGAGUAAGAGACACACAAGCAAGCAAGCAAGCAAGCAAAUCCAGAUAAACAAACACAACAGAAAACUAAAAUCAUAAUCCUGGAAGCUGUAAGCCGUACUUGAAAGCACAUACAGAUAAGCAAACUAAAUGAAAUUCAAAUUAUGGCAAUUCCAACUGUCCUGUAGAGCUGAAUGUUGAAGCUAUAAAUUUUAUUCCUUAUUUUGGAGGACAGGGUGUAGAAUGGAGAUGUCUGAUUUGAUGGGAAGGGGGGAAGGAAGAGGUCUCUAUUGGUUCAAUUGCUGAGAGGAGGGAUCGCUACCUUCACCAAUGGAAAAAAUCCUAUUACUCACUGACUAACUAGCUUAAUGCCUUUUUCUUUUUCCAAAAAAACAGAAAAAAUAAAAAGAUAGAUAAUAAAUUGUAAAAGCAAAGGCAGAAUGGGAAAAGACCAAAUCAAACUUCCUA
Molecule: messenger RNA, 835 nt
Organism: Rubroshorea leprosula
Lineage: Eukaryota; Viridiplantae; Streptophyta; Magnoliopsida; Malvales; Dipterocarpaceae
Source: the annotation of a GenBank genome assembly